CAGUAGCAGGCAGGCCCUCCUCGGCUUCUCCUUCGCUUUGGCUCCAAUGUCGGAGGUGUUUAUGCCUGGAAGAAAUGGACUCUGGCAAUGCACGAAUUUGAUCAUUCAGAGAUCCGAUCAGCUGAGUCUGUGAAUGGCGCCAAAACAGGACCCUAAACCUAAAUUUCAAGAAGGUGAAAGAGUCCUGUGCUUUCAUGGGCCACUGCUCUAUGAGGCAAAGUGUGUAAAGAUCAACAUUAAGGAUAAGCAGAUUAAAUACUUUAUUCAUUACAGCGGAUGGAACAAAAACUGGGAUGAAUGGGUUCCUGAGAGCAGAGUUCUCAAAUAUGUGGACAGCAACCUUGCGAAACAAAAAGAGCUUCAAAAGGCUAAUCAGGACCACUAUGUUGAGGGAAAGAUGAGGGGUUUAGCACCAAGCAAGAAGAUUGCUGCUGUGCAGCAGAAAAAUGUUGAUCUGAAAGUGAAAAAGGCAAAACAGAAGACCCCAGGGCCGGGUGAAGGCACCAGCAGUGGAGAAACGCCACAGGGGCCUCGGAAAAAGAGGGCUCGAGUCGAUCCUACUGUGGAAAGUGAGGAAAUGUUCACCAACCGUGUGGAGGUGAAGGUGAAGAUCCCUGAGGAGUUGAAACCCUGGCUGGUGGACGACUGGGACCUCAUCACUCGACAGAAACAGUUAUUUCAUCUGCCUGCCAAGAAGAACAUAGAAACCAUCUUGGAGGACUAUGCAAAUUAUAAGAAAUCAAAAGGAAACUCUGACAACAAGGAGUAUGCUGUAAAUGAAGUUGUGGCGGGAAUCCGUGAGUACUUCAACGUCAUGCUGGGCACUCAGCUGCUGUACAAGUUUGAGAGGCCGCAGUAUGCCGAGAUCCUGGCUGAACACCCGGACAUGCCCAUGUCUCAGGUCUACGGAGCUCCACACCUGCUGCGACUAUUUGUUCGCAUUGGAGCAAUGCUGGCCUACACUCCACUGGACGAGAAGAGUCUGGCUUUGCUGCUGAGUUACCUCCAAGAUUUCCUCAAGUACCUUGUGAAGAAUUCCUCCACCCUUUUCAGUGCCACAGACUAUGAGGUCGCUCCCCCAGAGUAUCACCGCAAAGCAGUGUGAGAGCUCUCGGCACACAGCACACCUGCACCCCUCUCCUCCCAGACCACUUGUAAAUUAACCACCUGGAUGAGAUUUCUCAUUUGAACUGCUGGCUUCCUCCACAAAGGUCGCUGAAGCUUGUCGUGAAUACAAAAAAAAAAAAAAAAGAAAAUCAAGAACAUUUUUUAUCUUUAUCUCUGUUCUUUUCUUUCUUCUUUUUCAUGCACUUAAUUAAAAAAGACACAGAAAAUUUGGUUUUCUGUCACCAAGUCUCAACAAGCAGCUCUAUUGAUGUUUUUGUGCAUUCCAUCCAAUUGAUAUUUGUUACUGUUGCAUGUGUGUAUUUUUGAGUGUUUCUCUUGGCACAUGUGGUGCAAUUCAAAGCUGGAUAUGUUGUCAGCACUCAGCAUUUAAUGUUUUUUUUAUCUGUAACUUGUGUAUUUGUAUGAAUUUGUUUAAAAAAAAUGUUUUUACUCAA
This is a messenger RNA of Cheilinus undulatus (humphead wrasse), 1562 nucleotides long. Its product is annotated as mortality factor 4-like protein 1. The transcript is spliced from 12 exons. The coding region runs from base 134 to 1105 and encodes 323 amino acids. Lineage: Eukaryota; Metazoa; Chordata; Actinopteri; Labriformes; Labridae. Gene Ontology annotation, biological process: chromatin organization; regulation of DNA-templated transcription. The record is from RefSeq and is a predicted model, not a curated record. Gene Ontology annotation, cellular component: nucleus; NuA4 histone acetyltransferase complex.